This is a messenger RNA of Annulohypoxylon maeteangense, 1855 nucleotides long. RefSeq names its product argininosuccinate synthase. The record is from RefSeq and is a predicted model, not a curated record. Gene Ontology annotation, cellular component: cytoplasm. Bases 332 to 1582 code for a protein of 416 amino acids. The transcript has 14 exons. Gene Ontology annotation, biological process: urea cycle; L-arginine biosynthetic process. Gene Ontology annotation, molecular function: argininosuccinate synthase activity; ATP binding. Lineage: Eukaryota; Fungi; Ascomycota; Sordariomycetes; Xylariales; Hypoxylaceae.
GUAUACAUAUAAUAUUUACGAGACUUCGUAUUUUCCUUGUUAUUUCUUAAAACGCAAAGAAAUACCUUUCAUCUGAAUUAAAUCUUAACCCGUCAACAUCCAUGUUUUACCUGAUAGGUCAAGCCUAAACCUUCUUCACCUUUACCCCUUACGUACCCCGCUAAUCCAAGCUUGAGCUGUGGCACCGAUAACCCUGAUAGCUGACCAAAAAAAAGACGUUCCCACAAAAAAAUUGCAAUUUUUGUCAACCCUCUCAAACCAAGUCUAAUCUAUCAUCUACACCAGAAGUUAGAGUACGUCACCACUUGAGCACCUAUCAACGUUCGCGAUCAUGUCUAAGGGUCGUGUCUGUCUCGCCUAUUCUGGAGGUCUUGAUACCUCUACUAUCCUUAAGUACCUUAUCAACGACGGCUACACGGUCGUGUGCUUCCUUGCCAAUGUCGGACAGGAAGAGGACUGGGCGGAGGUAGAGAAGAAGGCCCUCGCCUUGGGAGCUGAGAAGAUGGUCAUCCGAGACCUCCAGGCCCAGUUUGUUAACGAAUUGGUGUUCCGGGCCGUUCAAUGUAACGCCAUCUAUGAGGAUAGAUAUCUUCUCGGAACCAGCUUGGCCCGCCCUGUCAUCGCUCGCGAACAAGUUCGUGUCGCACAGGAGUAUAAGUGUGAUAUACUCAGUCACGGUUGUACCGGAAAGGGUAAUGACCAAGUCAGAUUUGAGCUUGCUUGGCAAGCACUGGCGCCUUCCAUCAAGAUCAUCGCACCCUGGAGAAUCGAGGAGUUUAUUAGCAAGUUCAAGGGUCGAGCAGACCUGCUUGAAUAUGCUAGAAUCAACAACAUCCCCGUCUCAUCAACACCCAAGGCUCCGUGGAGUAUGGAUGAGAACCUUGUCCACUGCAGUUACGAGGCUGGAAUUCUCGAGGAUCCUGACCACGAGCCGCCGAAGCAUCUCUGGAAGAUGACCAUCGACCCUCUCGAUGCCCCCGACAAGCCCUACCACUUCAGCAUCCAGUUCGCUAAGGGUAUCCCUAUUAAAGUCACCACCGAGGACAAGAAAGAGGCCACCGAAGCUGUGGAGUUGUUCAAGCUUCUCAACCGUAUCGGACAUGAUAACGGUGUAGGCAGAAUCGAUAUUGUCGAGAAUCGAUUCAUCGGCCUGAAGAGCAGAGGUUGCUACGAUACCCCCGGCUUAACAAUCCUUCGCCUUGCACAUAUCGACCUCGAGGGAUUGGUACUCGACAGCAAAGUCCGAGAAAUCCGUGACCAAUUCUGCACUCUCUCUUGGAGCCGACAGCUCUACAACGGCAUGUAUUUCUCACCGGAGAGAGAGUUCGUUGAGAACUCCAUCCUCUUCUCCCAGGAGAAUGUGAACGGUGUUGUCCGUAUGAUGGUGUACAAGGGUAACGCCUACGUGCUUGGCCGCAGCAGCGAGACGAGCAACCUGUACAGUGAGGAGGACGCGUCGAUGGACUCACUUGACACAUUCUCACCGAUGGACACUACUGGAUUCAUCGCUAUCCAGGCAAUCCGCCUCAAGAAGUAUGGCGAGAGCAAGAUCGCUCAGGGCAAACCCCUUACCGAGUUGUAAGGCGCACACAUUCUUAUCUGUGCACUUAAUGCUUUUACCAGAACGUCUUGAUUACCAAAUAGUCAGGAUGAGUUGCAUGUUACACUCUUCAGUGCCUAUCUGCGUGCCAAGGUUUCAGAAACUUUGGCAGAUACCAAAAAUGGGGACAUAGAUAGAUAAAAAAAUGAAGUGAUGAUUUUCCGCAUUCUGUAUUCGUGCCUCGAAUGGUGAAAUGCUUGCAUAUACAUUAUAAAUAGGUAGCUUAACGUACUAGGUAGGUGGACAAAAUGAACA